Messenger RNA from Drosophila subobscura, 964 nucleotides. RefSeq lists its product as uncharacterized. Lineage: Eukaryota; Metazoa; Arthropoda; Insecta; Diptera; Drosophilidae. The record is from RefSeq and is a predicted model, not a curated record. Bases 317 to 502 code for a protein of 61 amino acids. The transcript is spliced from 2 exons.
ACACUUAUCCUUAUCUUAUAGAUAGUUGCGGAAGUUUCCUCUCUACAUGUGAUUCCCAUAGCGCGAUAUGCAGCAGCGUCUCUCCUCCGCUUGGGCGGUAGGGGAUCUGAAUUUCUUGGCAUUAUUCCACAUCUUGCAGCAACUUCCACCUUAUUGCCAGACACCAGUGUAAGAUCGGCUUAGGUCUACAGAUCAUACACGUAAUUUUUGUUUGUACAGCUGCCCCAUAGUCUACACUACCUUCCAGUGUCGUCUGAAUGAGCUAGAAUUCCAAAAAGGUCUUAAUGCUCAUUUCCAAUUCGGAUGCCAUAGUGAAAUGAUAUCAUCUAAAAUUCAGCUACCUUGGCUGUCCAACAAAGUUCCCCUGGGACAUCUGAUUUUGACAGUUCUGAUUGGUCUGGUGGUAUUCUUUGGACUAGCAAAACUAGUGUCCGUUCCGCUGCGCAUCGAUAGCUUUGAUAGCUUCAGAUACUACAACCUCCAAGAGGAGGAUGGACCCUGAGCAAAAAAGGGGGCAAUCCAUGGAACCGCAUCCGAGCAGAAACUAUUUCAAUUUGUGGCUGUGUCGUUGAAUGUUGUGUGAAUUCAAUUGCAUCAUGUGGGUGGAGACCUCAAUGCCUGCACUGCCACCAUUUUGCAAUUUUAAUUGUGAUUGCAAAUUAAUUAAAUUUAGGCAUGCACCAUAUGCCAGUCCGAGUUCCAUUCUAGCAAUUAAACGCAAUUUAACAGCGUUGUAAAUUUGCCUAUCAUUUCAGAUGCAUAUGGAAGGCAUGGCGCACCUUUCAAACAAUAAAUAUUGUAUCUAAUUUUAGAAUCUAAUCCACCAUAAGUGCAAUCGCUUCCAAUUGAAAAUUAGCAAAAUAACCAACAAAAAAGAGUAAAUUAUAUAAUUAUCUAUUGCCGAAUCACGAAUAUGAACUCAUUUGACAACAUGCGUGCCCACAUACUUGUAUGUACAUAUGUA